UGGCAUCCCGGAGUUCAGACGAAGCCCCAGACCGGGGGCGAUAUUUCGAACUGACUGUUCUUCUAGUGACCCAGUAGAACAGCCGAAAUGUCGCCUCCAGACCUAAAGCUUCAUUCUUAAAUUUCGGCAUCGUUCUGUCUUCGUUCGGUAAACUUGUACCCGGAUUUUUUUAUAUAUCCUAAGACUCUAAGCCCUACCUUGCGUAAGUUAUAAAACUAGAUAAUAUGUUGCCUUUCCAGGGUGACGCAGCAGCAAGUAGUGUGCCAGGUGACCCGACUCCUUUCCCGGCCUGUCCUGGUACGUCGCGUUCCGUCCAGAGCAGCCUCAAUGCUAGUAGAACCAUCAGCGCCAAGUGUGUCAGCUGCCACGACGCCUUCAUAUUUCUUAAGGUCCUCAACUGUCUGCACACCAUCUGCAAAUUUUGCCUGGAAAAGCAACAUACAAGCCCCGACAAGUUGAAGUGCCCUCUGCGUUUACAGGAAACAACCUUACCAGCCGAGGGCAUUGCCGGACUCUUCUCAAACUACGCCACAUCAAUCAUCCUCAAGACUUUGGUGCUCGAUCACUCUUUCCUCACAUGCACUGCCUGCAAACACACAGCCGUUCCUGCAGUUGCACGCUGCCUUGACUGCGUCCACUACAUAUGUUUCAAUUGUGUAAUGGCGCACCAAUUCAUGAAUUGGCUUCAAACCCACCGCGUCCUCACAUUGGGUGAGAUCCAGAUCUAUCCAAACAACCUUCGAAAAAACGAUCAAGCAGCACGUUGUUUUCGCCACAAGAAUGACUCUUCAGUUCAUCUGCAGGACCUGCGACAUUUGUGUUUGCAGGGAGUGCACAGCGUUUGAACACCCGACGGGCACCAACAACCUCAUGGCUCUUGUCGAUGUGAGGCAAAAGCUCACCGAAGAUCUUUCGUUCGUCAUCAGCAGUACUAAAAAGAAAGCCAACAACCUCCUCAGCUCUGUGACCUUCAUAGAAACAACUUUAAGCCGGCUACACAUCCAGUACUGCAAGACUCAGGCUGAUAUUACCAGCACCUUCGAAGCCUGGAACGAGACGACACUGGAACAGAGCCAGCAAGAAAUUCUGAUAGACCUGGAAUACAUCUAUAAGAAAAACCUUCUGAUAAUGGAGCGGCUGGGUAAGAAAGUGCAGGAGAGCCUAUGCAAGAUCAUCAAAGUUUGCGUCAUUGCCGAAAGGCUAGCCAACUUCUCUUCUACAAACAAGGAAUUACUAGCAUUUCAACAACUGCUCGAUACAGGUUUCCAGAAAAUAAUGACAUUCAACCCUGAGACACACCUGCAAAGCAUGGACCUGGUGUUCGCGCCAAACUUUACCACCCUGCAAGUGAGCAUCCGAAAUUCCUUGGCCUGGAAAAGCAACACACAAGCCCCGACAAGUUGAAGUGCCCUCUGCGUUUACAGGAAACAACCUUACCAGCCGAGGGCAUUGCCGGACUCUUCUCAAACUACGCCACAUCAAUCAUCCUCAAGACUUUGGUGCUCGAUCACUCUUGCCUCACAUGCACUGCCUGCAAACACACAGCCGUUCCUGCAGUUGCACGCUGCCUUGACUGCGUCCACUACAUAUGUUUCAAUUGUGUAAUGGCGCACCAAUUCAUGCAUUGGCUUCAAACCCACCGCGUCCUCACAUUGGGUGAGAUCCAGAUCUAUCCAAACAACCUCCGCACUCCGAAAGCAGCACUCCGAAGUCUGGCUGCGUGGAGCAUAAUCACGACCCGAUAUAAAGGUCCCUACCACCGACAAUCCUUCCAACAGAUAUUCCCAAACUCCUCUACGAACGAGCAACAACGCGUCAUCGAGCACAUCAUUAAUGCGUGAACGCACCUACUGCAGUCGUGCAAGUUGCUCUGCAAGCAAUGACCCACGUUCUACAAGGCUCUUGCUUUCUGCGGAAAAAUUGUCCACUGUACCAAACCCAACAUUUCCCUUUGGGCCUCACCCUUCAGAGCCCAGCGUUAGCCUGCUGCACAGUUUAUUCGCCUGUGGUAACCUCCUGCAUAACAAGUCCGCAAUAACGCGACAGAAAAUUCUCUACCACGGCACGUUUGGAGACUUCGACGCCAUGGAGGGUCAGUUCACGGAACCGUCUGGAGUAGCUGUUAAUGCUCAAGGCGACAUUGCCAUAGCAGACACCAACCGACAUUGUAUGCUGGUAUUCGACCGAGGCAGCAGAUUCAAGAUACGCUUCAGCGAGGGCGGCAGGAAAGACGGUCAAUUGCAUUACCCGAGUCGUGUUUUUGUCGUUCGCGCUUUCGGGGACAUCAUAGUCACCGAGCGAUCUCCAACGCACGAGGUCCAAGUUUUCAACCAGUACAGACAGUUCCUGCGAAAGUUUGGUUCCUCAGUCUUGGAGCAUCCGCGCGCAGUCACUGUCGACAGCAAACGACGAAUUAUCGUCGUUGAAUGCAAAGUGAUGCGCGUUAUCAUCUUCGACCUUUGGGGAAACAUCUUGAGUCAGUUCAGCUAUUCCGAACACCUCGGGUUCCCGAACGUCGUCGCAGCAAAUAACAAGGGUGAAAUCUUUAUCGCGGACAAUCGAGCCCAUUGUGUGAAGGUGUUCUCCUGCGAAGGUGCACUUCUCAGGCUCAUUGGUGGAGCGGGGGUAACCAACUAUCCCAUAGCUGUCUGCAUCAACAAAAAUGGUCAUCUGGUCGUAUCCGAGAAUCACCACUGUUUCCACAUCACGGUGUUCAUGCAAUAUCUGCUGAGUGCUUUCGAAAGCCACGUGAAGCAUGCACAUUGCUACGACGUAGCCCUCACGCAAGAUAACUCCGUCAUAUAGAAAGGACUGCAAACUCUACAUUUAUCGCUAUGACCAGUCGCUAUGUUCUGAAGGUUGUAUGCACUAAA
Molecule: messenger RNA, 2873 nt
Organism: Ornithodoros turicata
Lineage: Eukaryota; Metazoa; Arthropoda; Arachnida; Ixodida; Argasidae
Product: B-box type zinc finger protein ncl-1-like
Exons: 2
Coding region: 1834-2805 (323 amino acids)
Biological process (GO): negative regulation of translation
Molecular function (GO): translation repressor activity; mRNA 3'-UTR binding; protein binding
Source: RefSeq, a predicted model, not a curated record